AUGAUUCCAGGAGCUUUGUCAGUGGCUGACCCUGAAAGAGCCAGAGGAGGCAAACCUUUAGAAACCCCAGGAACUGAAGAGAAGGAAAUACAGAAAAAGGACAGGACGACAAAGGACAAAAAGAAAUUUGGACUGUCUCCCUACGCCCAAAGUGAUAAAAAAGGAGGGAAGAAAUGGCCAGCUGGAAAAAAAACCUAUUUGACCUCCUCCUUUCCAGCCCUGCAGAGCGGGGUGGUUUACCAGGACAAAAACGCCACUGGCCAGCGAAUAUCCUCAGCCAGGCUGCACAAAAUCAAAGAGCUGAGGAACGAAAUAAUCGACUUGGAGAGGAAAAUCAAGGCGUCGAGCUUAGAGAACGUGGCUUUGAAAGAUCUGAACCGCAGGCACGCCAGGGCCAUCGCCAGGUACAGCAACGAGGAGAGUCACCUGCAGGGGCUGCUGGCAGGGCACCGCAACGAGAUGAGAGAGCUCAGGAAGCUCCUGAAAAUGUCCCAGGAGGCCGAGAAAAACACUGCCAGGGAGCUCAAAAAAGUCGAAGCGGAGCUGAGGAGAACGAAAUGUGACCUGAAGACUUUGGUUGUGCUGUCAGAGGACAAAGCUCUGGCAGAGAGGGAGGAACUUAGUCGCAGGUUGUCAGUCCUUAACAAAGCGUUGGAAGCGAAGGAUGAGAGGAUAGAGGGUCUGGAAAUGCAACUGGAGCUGAACAACAGCAUCUUUAGUCGCCAGCUGGCAAGUAAGAGUAAACAACUCCUGGAAGCUACAAUGAUCACAAAAGAUUUGCUGGUGGAAAUCAGCAUCGUUCACCAAAAAAUUAAGGAAAAGGAUCGGCAACUUUACAUAAAGAAUAUUUAUGCAAAUCGGAUGCCAAAAGCCCUGAGGGACAGAAGUGAUUGGGUUCCCAAUGACCAAAGUCAGAGAGUAGACAGAUCAGUACAAGUAGAUAAAGAGAGUUUCAGAGAGCUGCUGCUGUCCCAGCACCAGGAAACAGAAAAAAAUCCAAUCCAGCUAAAAAAGAAGAAAAGAGGAGAUAAAGUUGGAGAAGAUAAAGCAAAGGAAGCGUGCUCAAAUGCCCAGGGUAGAAAAGCAAAGCAAGCAACCAAGAAAGUAGCAAUGCUAGAAACUUCUAACAGGACACACAGAGGGGACAAACUGCUAAUGGAAGAAUGCAAUUUUCCAGAGUUUAUUAAAGAAAUGGAAAAACAGACGGAGUAUUUUCAACAGGAGUUGAAAAGUCUGACAAAAUCUGAACAAAAUCCUCCAAGUGACAGAGUAAAAGAAAACAAUCAAGAGGGAAAGGCAGUGGAAGAAGCUGAAAAAGAAGAGAAAAAACCAAAUGAGCAGCAAAAAAAAGCCAGGAGUGAUAAUACUCUUCCAAGCAAAGACCCCACUAGGCUGAAAAAAAAAUACAUCUCCUCACGAGCUGUUGAGAAUUUGCAUCAGGGGCUGCAGACUUCGGGUGCCAAAUGCAAAGCAGGCAGCCUGAGCAGGCACAGCCAGAGCUGCAGCACCACCGCUGUGCCCAGGGGGAAAAUCACCUUUGGGGCUUAUGAACCUUCUUUUGGGCAAGCCCCCCUGGCCUCGGCAGAGGGAGGAGAGCCUGAGGGAGGAGCUCUUUGGGGAGGGCUGUUUGCAAGGAGAGAGCUCCAGCAGCACAAGGGCCAGGGCAGGGAAGCGAGGGGGGCAAGGCAAAUCCCAAACUCUGGGCCAGGGUCCAACUCUCCUCAUUAAAACCAACUUCUGGGAAUGCACAGUCAUUUCUGAUAGUUAAGUACAUCAGCUUACCUUUAGAAAGCUGAAACAUUCAAAUCGUUAAAAACCAAAUGUUGUACUUUCUUAAAUGUUUAUUAAAUCUUACAAGCACUGGCAGUUGCUUUCCAUGAUUUUUCCCAAAACAAUCCAACCAGUUAUCACAAAAAACAUUCUGUGCUCAGUGUUUAUCCACAAAUGUGUUGUAUUAAUAAUUCCUUAUCAUUUUUACCUGUUACCAGAUAAAGGUUAGUCCUUAUUUAGGAAUUUCCAGGUUUUUUACCUGUUACCAGAUAAAACUUAGUCCUUAUUUAGGAAUUUCCAGGUUUUUUACCUGUUACCAGCUAAAGGUUAGUCCUUGUUUAGGAAUUUUCCAGGUUUUUUACCUGUUACCAGCUAAAGGUUAGGCCUUGUUUAAGAAUUUCCAGGUUCUUUACCUGUUACCAGGUAAAGGUUAGGCCUUGUUUAGGAAUUUUCAGGUUUUAUACCUGUUACCAGAUAAAAGUUAGUCCUUGUUUAGGAAUUUCCAGGUUUUUUACCUUUUACCAGAUAAAAGUUAGUCCUUGUUUAGGA
Messenger RNA from Prinia subflava (tawny-flanked prinia), 2319 nucleotides. RefSeq names its product lebercilin LCA5 like (gene LCA5L). The record is from RefSeq and is a predicted model, not a curated record. The coding region runs from base 1 to 1728 and encodes 575 amino acids. Gene Ontology annotation, cellular component: axoneme. Lineage: Eukaryota; Metazoa; Chordata; Aves; Passeriformes; Cisticolidae. Gene Ontology annotation, biological process: intraciliary transport. The transcript has 7 exons.